CACCGCACAGACUCCUCACAGAUGUGGGGAUACUACAGCUCUGCUAACGAGGUGUGAUUGUAGUAAAGGCACCGCACAGACUCCUCACAGAUGUGGGGAUACUACAGCUCUGCUAACGAGGUGUGAUUGUAGUAAAGGCACCCCACUGCACCGAGCAGCACUGCAGCUGUUUGAUGCAGUUUCCUCCCCCACCUUACCCCGUUGCCCUCCCUCGAACAAUUUGACGCCUUGCUGAGCUCUCUGGACCUGCACAUCCCUUUCUCCACACGCACAACCCAUGCCCCCCUGGGAUUCCGAUCAUCCCAUGCACCCCUGGGAUUCCACACAUCCCAUGCACGCAUGUGCACAUCCUUGAGGAAUGCUCAAACAUGCACAUUUCUGGAGUCACGUGCUCAGCUGGACUCACCCCCCCACUAACAAAUCCCCUUGCCCUCCCUCCAACAGUUUGGCGCCCUGCUGAGCUCUCUGGACCCGCGCAUCCCAUGCACAUAUCUGUCCACAUCCUCCCUAUCCUCCACAUCCUCCUCCCCCCCCCCAAUCGCUUUCCCCGCCUGUCAUCAGUUUGACGCCCUGCUGAGCUCUCUGGACCCGCGCAUCCCAAAUGAAAAGAGCCUGCAUGCCCAACUGACCACAUGGGAACACAGCAUCAGAUCCGCCCUCCUCUCUGGAGCCAGGGCUCUAGCCCGGCAGCUUGCAGCCGCUGCUGCCUUCUCUUCCUCCUCCCCCUCAAUGUUUGCUGCUGGUGCUGCCGGUGCCACUGCUGGUGGUGUUGAUGGUGGUGCUAGUGGUGCCAGUGGUGUCGGCAGUGGUGCUUCCAGUCAGCUUAGACGGUCGACACGUGUGCGCGCCAUGUCAGCCCCUGCAGCAGCAGGUGCCACGUCAGCAGCCUCCCCCCCGUCAGCAAUAGGGGGGAAGGCACUCACAGGGAGAAAUGGUACUGUGGGUGGAAGCUCGGUGUCCCCUUUAAAGAGGUCCUCACGACUGUCUAUGGAGCAGCAGCAGGUUCUAUUCCCUCCACAGCUACGUUAUGUAAAUACCCUUGCAUUGGAUUGAUAUCGAGUGGCUACACAACCAUAUCUUCAUAAU
Messenger RNA from Closterium sp. NIES-67, 1086 nucleotides. The record is from the annotation of a GenBank genome assembly. Lineage: Eukaryota; Viridiplantae; Streptophyta; Zygnematophyceae; Desmidiales; Closteriaceae.